This is a messenger RNA of Patiria miniata (bat star), 2446 nucleotides long. Its product is annotated as kelch-like protein 24. NCBI's taxonomy places the organism in Eukaryota, Metazoa, Echinodermata, Asteroidea, Valvatida, Asterinidae. Gene Ontology annotation, molecular function: protein binding. The transcript is spliced from 2 exons. The record is from RefSeq and is a predicted model, not a curated record. The coding region runs from base 209 to 1966 and encodes 585 amino acids.
UACAUUGUUGAAUGCAGACGGGUUCACAAUGCGCACAGCAUGAGUAUGUCCUUGCCGCCAGCUGAUGUAUUGUGACAGCAAAUUGGUCGGCAGUCAUGGCCAAGGUUGGCAAGGAUUUAACAAUGGAACGGACGAGCAUGAGGAAACGAUAGGCUAAUUGAACUCUCAACAAAUAAAUCAGGUAGACAUGUACUGUGAGUGACUAAACAUGGAAAGAGGACAACGCUCCAGUUUUAGAGCAGAGAACAAACAACAGAUGAUGAAUGUCCGCUUCCAAGAUACCAGCCAAUCCGCAGAGAUUCUACCCAACUUGAACAAGAUGCGGAAACAGGGUCAGCUAACGGACACUACAGUUCAUGUUGGUUCUCAAAGCUUUCCUUGCCAUCGAGCUAUCCUGGCAUGCUGUAGUGAAUACUUCUUGGCCAUGUUCUCGAACGACUUGCGAGAGAGCGACGACGGGCAGGUGUAUUUAGACAAGAUAGAUCCCGACAUCAUGGAACUAUUGAUCGAGUACGCCUACACAUCCAUCAUCAUCAUUGACACAGCAAAUGCUCAGGCAUUACUGGAAGCUUCAAGCAGACUCCAGUUUGAGAAAGUUGUGGGGGCAUGCUGCCAGUUCAUUGAGAAGAAUCUUGAUCCGUCCAAUUGUCUAGGAGUGCUGAUGUUCGCUGACCAACACUCCUUAUCGGGACUUUACCAGGCUGCGCUGGCGUACAGUCUGGACAGAUUUGAAGAUGUCUGCAAGCAGGAAGAGUUUCUUCAGUUGAAGUCCAAUCAGCUUGCAGAGUAUCUGUCUCACGAUGCUUUGAAUGUGUCCAAAGAGGAGAUGGUGUAUCACAGCGUUGCCCAGUGGAUGGAAUCGAAUAAGGAUCUAGAUUCCUCGGAGCUGCGCAAGCUUCUUAGUUGUGUCCGUCUGCAUUACCUCACUCCAAAACUUCUGAAGUCCCUAACAGAAAAUCCUGAUAUCACAGAGAACCUGAAAACAUUGACUUUGGUCCACCAAUCUUUGGAAACCCAGAAAAAGCUUCAAAGUGAAGGGCAAACACAGGGGCUCAUCUAUUCCAGGCCCAGAUUGUCUACCAUGGCUGAAGUCAUGGUGGUUGUAGGAGGUUAUCGAGACGAUCACAGCUGUGUCACUGACGUCAGGUUCUUGAAUCCACUUCUAAAAAAAUGGGAGACUCUCACAAGUAUCCCCCAACCAGUGAGCGAAUUUUCGGUCACUCGCCUUGACAACUGUAUCUACAUCAUAGGAGGAAAGCUGAAGGCCAGCUUUUCGGAGUUGGUUUACUGCUACGACGUUGAGAAGAACAGGUGGUGUACGAUGUCGGGCUUAAACUUUACACGUCAGCAUCAUGGCUCUGCCGUGAUCGGCGAUCAGAUCUUUGUCGCUGGCGGCGAACAGAGAUUAGGCUUUGUCUCCGAAGUUGAGAGCUUCAGUCCUUGCAGGAACGAAUGGCAGACGGUGACUAAACUCCCCGAACCAGUCACCAGUCCCGCCAUCGCAUCCCAUCAACAGAAGCUGUUUGUUGUCGGGGGUCUUGCCACCCAAGCGACGACCUACCGUCAUAUUCAGUGUCUCGACACAGUCACAACUCAGUGGACCAUCAUUGAAACCGUCCCGAUCACAAGCCGUCACUUCCCGGCCUUGAUGUUGAAUGGUUACAUGUACAUUCUGGGCGGCUGCGGUCGUAACGGGAUGCAGGUCUACGAUCCGGACACCGAUACCUGUCUACCAUCGAUGACCAUGUGUAACACAGAGAGACAUCUCUUUGCCGCUGUGGCUCUACAAAGACAAGGAGUCAUCUUAGUUGCCGGAGGGAUGCGUAAUUAUGAGGCGCUGACGUCGGUGGAAGCAUUCAGUCCGGUCGCCACCUAUUGGUCAAACGUGGUCGAUAUGCCUCGUGCACUGAGAGUCCAUGGUUGCGGUGUGACCAUUCAUAGAUAUUUGGGGCCCCCAUUCUACUAAGAUGGAGAAACUUGACCAAAAUUUACAUACAUGUAAGAGCGAUUCCAUCGUUCAGAAAGAAAGUGUAAUGUCCUUGAAAGAGCCAAAUAACAUAAUUUAUGAUUCAGAGAAACGAUCCAAAACUCCUAGUCUGUAAAACUCUCCUUUCAUGAUGUAUGUGAGAUUUGAAAAAUAUAUUUUCAGGUUUACUCUCUCAGUUCUUAAGAGCUCUUUCACAGACAUUACAUAACGCUGGAAUUGGCCCACAUAAACCAAAAACUGUUAAUACUAGCACUGUCUGCUUAAAAUUCCUUGAAAUAAUGUUUAGAAACCUUUGGGGAUACCCGCAUGAUGCACAGUAGCAUCAAUGUAAUGCGAUUAUUUUCACUGUCAGAAAAUUGUCUGGGAACUUGAAAAUGCCUGUACAUGUAGAUCACUUUCCAACCUGAACAAAAAUGUACAUAUUGGCUCAAAACUUUGCAUAAGGCCAAAAAAAAAAAA